UGUAGAGUGUAGGAGUAUAGAGUGAACACUAAACGCCAGGCCGGCAAGGAGCAUAGUUGUGCGCGAGAGGCAGGGAACGAGUCUGAUAAUCGAUUUGUAAUUGCCAAUAUUAUUGAAUCAUGAACCGGCUUAUUCUGAUCAGUGCUGUGUGCAUGCAGUUUGGCUGGAUCUUCGGAGCACCAAACCCCGAAGGCGUCGGCGCUUACGCAUAUCAAGACUCGGAUGGAAAUAGGGUCGAAUUAACAUAUCCGAUAUCACAGCCGCUGCCACCGUUAAAACCACUCCAACCGCUGCGACCGCUGUGGUUCCAUCCUCUGAGAAUUGCCCCGCUACUUCCUCCAUUACACCGUCUUAGAUCCCUACAACCGCUGAGGCCUCUACGACCUUUACCACUGUUACAUCCGUUGCAAUUAUUAGCGUUCAAUCCUUUGCAAUUAUUUCCACCCUCCCCAGAAUCUAGAACAAUACAACCACUCUCACCUCUUCCACCCCUACAACCUCUGCUACCUUUACUACCGCUGAAACCUCUAGAUCCACUUCCACCACUGGUACCAAUCCAACCGCUGCAAGUUUCAGCACAGUACAGAACAUUAGCACCACUGAGUCCUCUACAACCCUUGCAACCUCUACCACCGCUGAAACCCCUGCAACCCCUACCACCACUGUUACCGAUACAACCGCUGCAAGUUUUACCGUUCCAUCAUUGGAAUUUAUUUCCAUCAGCACAGUAUAGAACAUUAGCGCCACUGAGGCCUCUACAACCCUUGCAACUUCUACUACCGCUGAAACCGCUACAACCCCUACCAUCACUGUUACCGUUACAACCGCUACAAGUUCCACCGUUCCAUCCUUGGAACUUAUUUCCUUCAGUUCAGUAUAGAAUAUUAGCGCCCCUGAGGCCUUUACAACCUUUGCGACCUCUACUACCGCUGAAACCCCUACCAUCACUGUUACCGUUACAACCGCUGCAAGUUUCACCAUUCCAUCCUUGGAAUUUAUUUCUAUCAGAACAGUAUAGAACAUUAGCGCCACUGAGGCCUCUACAACUCUUGCAAACUCUACCACCGUUGAGUGCCGUACAACUAGUAUCAUCAUCACUGUUAGUAUUUCGACCGCUACAAGUUCCAUCAAGUCCCUUACUACCGCUAAGACCCCUUCUACCACUAAGACCCCUACCCCAACAACCACUCCCAUUAUUGUUACCUUUUCAACCGCUGCAAGUGUCACCGUUCCAUCCGUCGAGAUUAUUCCCACAGCAGCUGGCGUUAAGGACAGAGGUGUUUAAAUCGAAUAAAGAGUAUCAAAAAAAGGCGUUAGACUCUGCCAAAAAGGCCUACGACGUCACGUCGAAUCAGGCAGGUUUCAUGAACUUCGACUUCUCCAGGUUCCCAUUCAACGGAGGGUUCAGUAAUUUCGGGAUGCCCAACUUUGGACCUCAGAAUGGGCAGUUUGGCGGCCCGAACUCGGCGUACGCGUCGGGGUCGGCCAUGCCGGGGUAUUCGCACCAAAUAGCUGCCAUUAGUCCGGGAAAUCCGAGCCAGCCGAACGUGGACAUCAAGAACCGCUUUGCAGAAGAUGGUACCGGUGGCAAUGGAGGCUACAUGAGCGUCUCCAGCACCUCGUUCGCCACCUCGUCCAACGUGAACGGCCAGGAGCAGGCCCACCGCGGGGCUGAGACCGUCGUCAACAACAACGGCGUUGUCCACCGUUACAAGGUGGAGUCCUAAACACACGGGGAAUCUUAGGGGCAUUACAGAAAAAGUUCGCGCUAUUUUUUUAACACCUCUGGUAAAAUUAAGAAGCCGAUAUUUAGCAUGAUAACGUUUGAUAACUUAACUUUAAAUUCUAAGGUUAUAAUAAUAGAGAUUUCUGCAUGCCAUUACCAUCAUACGUGUCAAUUCCCCAAGAAAGUAGACCUUUUUGCUCCCUUUAACUGCGCGUUUUAGCGUCAUUAUUCUAACUACAAUUACUGUUACAAUAAAAGGAGUAUGUGGAAAAGCUUUGAUGAAAUUGUAGACACAGAAUAAUGGCCAAAAACGUCAAAAUUAACCUAGCAGAUGUAUUAUGAGUUGAGUCAGUUAGGGCAAGUGCUCAGAUGAGAGCAAAGUUUUCUUGAAAUACAUUCACCGUGCCGCAUUUCGCGCAGCCCUCCUGUUGAAGGGAAUAUUUUAAGCAAUACACACGCUGAAAACGCGAUCUGGCGCGGGUACCAAACUGACUUAUUUAAACGACGACUCAUUUUUCUAGCGAUGAAUGUACUGUGAGAAAACUGUUUUUUUAUGUACCCCUACAAUCCCUACCUAAAAUGUUGUAAGCUCUUUUUACUUAAGGGCACAUAUAAUAAUAUAUUAUUUAUUAGUGGGGAGACACUUUAGUAUUAUCGUUGUUAUAGUCUAAAUGUUGAUCAAUAUGGUCACAUUUGAUAAAACAUCUUUCUGGCAAUGCAUGAGAGAAUGGAAAUGUGUUUUGUCAAAGUAUUGUGAUACAUGUAUUUCGAAUUAUAAGUAGUUAUAUUGUUGAUAGUUAAGUCCUAAGCAAUAAAUGUGCUGUGACUCUCUUAUACCUAUAUUUAUCCCCUGUAUAAGAAAAUUCUAUAAAGCGCUAGUUAUUUUAUGCAAAAAUAUAUGUUAAUUAAGGUAUCUCA
Messenger RNA from Cydia splendana, 2644 nucleotides. RefSeq names its product proline-rich protein 36-like. The record is from RefSeq and is a predicted model, not a curated record. The transcript has 5 exons. NCBI's taxonomy places the organism in Eukaryota, Metazoa, Arthropoda, Insecta, Lepidoptera, Tortricidae. Bases 120 to 1727 code for a protein of 535 amino acids.